Messenger RNA from Ostreobium quekettii, 690 nucleotides. NCBI's taxonomy places the organism in Eukaryota, Viridiplantae, Chlorophyta, Ulvophyceae, Bryopsidales, Ostreobiaceae. The record is from the annotation of a GenBank genome assembly.
AUGCCGCCCGAAGACGCGGACGAAUCGGAUGCGGCGGACGACAAACGCCGCGGCUGGGCGGCGGGCCUGUGCGCCGGCUGCGCGGAGGCCGACCGGCGGGCUUCCAGGGCGCUGCACGCCCGUCUGGGACGGCGCGUGCCGCGCCGCGGCUACCUGGCCCUCGAGCACGCCGGCAGCGCCCUGCUGAUCCCCUUAGUGCUCCUCCUCGCCCUGGUAUCCCGCCUCUCCGGUCCAUUCCAGGCCCUGUUUGUCAACAUGUCGAUCGGAUUCAUCACCGACCUGGCGCUGGUGGGGUGCCUGAAGGCCGCGGUGCGGCGCCCCCGGCCGGCGUACAACGACGCCGAGGACUACGCCCUGGUGGUGUCCGUGGACAGGCACUCCUUUCCAAGCGGCCAUGCAUCGAGGGCGCUAUUCAUCGCCGCGCUCACUACCGCAUGGGGGGUCCCCGCCCUUUGGCUGGCGCUGGCAUGGGCGUGGGGGGGCCUGGUGGGGCUAUCGAGGGUGAUGAUGGGAAGGCACUACUUGACGGACGUGGUGGGAGGGUGGGUUGUGGGGUUGCUGAAUGCCGUGAUCGUGACUGGAGGCACGCUGGGGCGGGGGGGGUGCCUCGUGCGCGAGGGGGAGCUGCACUGGGGCAAUGCGUCGUCGCACCUGAGGGAGGCGCGCGUGGGCGGUCACGGUCUGGGAUGA